Molecule: messenger RNA, 2059 nt
Organism: Triticum aestivum (bread wheat)
Lineage: Eukaryota; Viridiplantae; Streptophyta; Magnoliopsida; Poales; Poaceae
Exons: 2
Coding region: 294-1178 (294 amino acids)
Source: RefSeq, a predicted model, not a curated record
UCAAAGCUAGGUGGAUUAAUGAGACACGCGGAGUAGUUGAUUAGUAGCUACAGACCAGGGAUCCCAUCUCCUUUGUACGUAGGUACUAGCAUAUAUGUACUCUCGUCCAGUUCAUCGAUGUAAUGAAUUCCUGCGAGUUAGAGCAUCUCCAUUAAGGACCUCAAGAAGCCCCCGGGCGCUUUUUUGGACGCCGGCGGGCAAAAACACCCCACUCAGGGCCCCAGGAAUCUGUUUUGGGCCGGAUUUGACAAAAGUUACGGCAGGCACGCCCACCCCAGGCGCUUUUUGCAUGCAUGGCCCACUUGCCAUCCCCUCUCUCUCAUCUCUCCUCUCCUUUCCUUUCUCUCUUUUCUGUCUCCUCUCUCCUCUCCUAUUCCUUCCACCACGGCACCACCUACCACACACAGCCGGAGCAGGGCUCGAGCGGCUGGAGCGGAGCAUGGCCGGGGCGGGGCUCGCGCUCGCGCGGCCGGAGCAGAGCAUGGACGGGGAGGGGUUCGUCUUCUUCGUCCUUGCAGUGGCCGUCUCCGCCCGCGCACUCCACGGCGCCCUCGGCGUACAGGGAGCAGCUGGAGGCGUGCCAGAUGGAGGCACUCCACGGCGCCCUCGCCAGCAUCGCCCGCUCCCUCGCCGCCAACGACAAGGCCGAGGCCGACGACCACGCCCAGCCCCCGCCGUCCUUCCCCGUCCGCCACCAGUACCUCGGCCUCUGCCCGCGCCCCGCGCUCGAGACCGUCUGGCUCUCCGCUCCCUCGUGCGCCGCGUGUAUGACUGCGUGGACACGAGCGACCCGCGGCCCGUCGCGCCGUUCGGCCACGACGACCCCUCGGCGUUCGCGUGCUUUGCCAGCGAGCAAACGAGGCGAUGCUAGGGGCCGCGGAGCUGCUGCGGGGUGCAGGUUUGAACAAAGGAGCUGCUGCAGGAUGCAGCCUUGUUCGCAUGUGUGUAGGCCGAGCUGCUGCUCGUGGCCAUGGCGAACAUGGUGGCCGGAGCUCCUGCCUGCGGGGGAUGGCGUCUACAAUGCAUGGAACGGAGCAGAGAGAGAGGGUUGCGAGGAGCUACUGCUCACCAGGGGUGUCAGGCAAGCACAACCACUCCUCCCCUGCCGUCGGCGUGGCCGACGCGCGCAGGCGACGUCAUCCUCACGGCCGACUGCAACCACGCCAUCGAGAUCAUGAUGGCCGUGCUGGCCUCGCCUGGCGCCAACGUGCUGCUGCCGCGGCCGGGGUACCCAACGUACGAGGCGCGCGCGGCCUUGUGCGGCCUCGAGUUCCGUCACUUCAAUCUUAUGCCGGAGAAGGGGACGACGUGGGCGCGGCCCCGUCCCCUUCCCUUCCCGCCAUGUCUCGCGCGCUCGCCGCCGCGGUCAUGGUCAAGGCACGCGCGCUUGGGCGGUUCGCGUUGUGGUGAUGGCGGGGGUACGUGCCUGGGGGUCAACGACUGGAUAUAUUUCCACCCCCACGCUAAAUGUUUCGUCGGCAGCCCCUCAAGAGGCGAAAAAAAAGCCUCCUGAGAAGCUCAACGGCUGGAGAUGCUCUUAGACAUUUCCCCGUCAAUCGCCAACGAAUUGUACGUCGCCACUAGGAAUCGAACAAGCUUCGACUUCUCAGCACGCAUACAACACUAAUCUACCAUGCCAAUAAAAAUUAUCCUUGCUCUGCUCUUGAUAGUCUGCUCGUCAUAACCCGAGACUCUGUUCCCGUGUGCCUGAAGACGUAUUCACUAUCAUCUGCCUUCACUGCGCAUUUUGCGCCACUCUUCUCCAUUUCGGCAACAGCAAACAAGAAACGAAAAAUACAACAAAGCUCAGAUGACAGUGGGUUAUGCUGAUGAUGAGUGUUUUUCUUGUUAAAGACACGAUAUAGGUCGACGUAUGAAAUCACCCCACAAAAAUUCAGUUUCUAUUAAAAGACCUAGAAAAAAAUUCAGCAGCAAUGAAGCCGUGUGAAAAGUGAAGGUACACCUAGCUAAGGUGCCGAAGAUCCGCUCCUAACAAGAGUUAAUAAACCCUAAAAGGAUGGGGAAUAUACCUGGUCAUAUGUCGGGUUGGGCUGGGCUU